AUAGAUAAGUCAGUGGAGUAAACACUUAUGGAAGUAAGAUAUAUAAGGAAGUUUUUUUCACUAUAAACAUCAGUAUUGAGUCGAUCCUCAAACAAUCGAAAUGGCAUUUAAAUCUACCCUCGUCUUGUGCGGAUUGGUCCUCACCAUCCAAAGUACUUUCUCACAAACCUACCGUGGAAACUCCGUGGUUGAGAACAAUGUGGUAGUGAACAAUGCUAACGCAGCCGGCGGUCUGGGAGCGACGUAUGGUGUUGCUGGAGGCGCUGCUGGAGCACUCGGUGCCGCCGGAGCACUCGGCGCAGCCGGAGGACUGGGCUGGGGAGUCGCUAGCGCGCCUGCGCUCGGACUGGGCUUGAACAACGGCUUGGGCGCUGGACUCGGCCUGGGCAACGCUGUAGUGGCAAGCCCAGCUUUCAUCGACCUGAUCAGUCUGUCUGCCGGAGGAGUGUUGCCGAUCUCCAGUGUGGGCCCCGUCGUCCCAGCCGGCCUCAACGUGGUGUCAGACAACGCGAUCGAAGGCGCUGUGCUGGUCAGCGGUCAGCUGCCGUUCUUGAGCGCUGUUGCCAUCGAAGGAGCCCUGCCUUCGGCUGGUUCCGGAGCCGCUUCUUGCGGCUGCGGUAACGGCAACAUUGGCAUAGUCAGCGAGACCGGAUCUACCGCUCUGCUGCCAGCUGCUGGCGGUCUUGGCCUGGGAGCCGCCGGUCUAGGCUUGGGUGCUGGACGCGGUCUGGGUGCCGCUGGACUUGGUCGUGCCGGUGCUGGUCAACUUGGCCUUUACCUGUAAAACGUUAAAAAAUGAAUAAAUAAAGCCGAUAACACACAA
Messenger RNA from Plodia interpunctella (Indianmeal moth), 823 nucleotides. Its product is annotated as chorion class B protein PC10-like. The record is from RefSeq and is a predicted model, not a curated record. Gene Ontology annotation, cellular component: egg chorion. Gene Ontology annotation, biological process: multicellular organism development; chorion-containing eggshell formation. Lineage: Eukaryota; Metazoa; Arthropoda; Insecta; Lepidoptera; Pyralidae. Gene Ontology annotation, molecular function: structural constituent of egg chorion. The coding region runs from base 101 to 784 and encodes 227 amino acids. The transcript has 2 exons.